Aspergillus puulaauensis is the source of this 1296-nucleotide messenger RNA. Its product is annotated as NADH:flavin oxidoreductase/NADH oxidase. Gene Ontology annotation, molecular function: NADPH dehydrogenase activity; NADP binding; FMN binding. Lineage: Eukaryota; Fungi; Ascomycota; Eurotiomycetes; Eurotiales; Aspergillaceae. The coding region runs from base 1 to 1296 and encodes 431 amino acids. Gene Ontology annotation, cellular component: intracellular anatomical structure. The transcript has 6 exons. The record is from RefSeq and is a predicted model, not a curated record.
AUGCCCUGCUACGCAAACGUUGACGAAAGUGCCAUUGUCGAGAUCCCCAAUGAGCCAGCCACCGGUGUCUCAUAUUUCACACCCAAACAACACCCACCUGCCGGUACAGCUGUUUCGCCAGACGAGGGCAACCCGAAUUUGCCAAAGCUGUUUGCACCCUUACGGAUAAGAGGGCUCGAACUGCACAAUCGCAUUCUCUCAAAGCUCUCCCCACUGUGCCAGUAUUCUGCCGAAGACGGACACCACAAUGAUUGGCAUUUCGCUCAUCUCGGUGGUAUCAUAUCACGGGGACCGGGGUUAUCAUUUGUAGAGGCUACUGCGGUCACACCCAAUGGCCGCAUUACCCCGGAGGAUUCCGGCCUCUGGAAAGAAUCCCAGGUUGCGCCGCUGCGAAGGAUCGUGGAGUUUGCGCAUGGUCAGGGCCAGCGUAUUGGCAUUCAGCUGGCACAUGCCGGGCGCAAAGCAAGCACUGUCGCACCCUGGUUGAGUAUGGCCCGUGGCCCUGGCCCUGGCGCCUCCGUGAAAUCGGUUAAUGGCUUCGAGAAUGAAGGGUUUGCACCGCGCCACGGCUGGCCAGACGACGUGUGCGCUCCCAGCGCUAUCGCUUACAAGGACAAGAACAUUAUUCCACGCGAGAUGUCUUAUGGCGAAAUCCAAUCACUGGUAGAGGCAUGGGCCAAAGCAACCGAAAGAGCCGUACGGGCAGGAUUUGACGCCAUCGAGAUCCACGGCGCUCACGGAUACCUGAUCCACGAGUUUCUCUCACCAGUAUCCAACAAACGCACCGAUGACUACGGAGGCUGCUUCCAAAAUCGAAUCCGGUUUGCACUGCAGAUUGUGGAUGUCUCUCGGCAGAACAUGCCCGAGGAUAUGCCCCUUUUCUUCCGUGUCAGCGGAACCGAGUGGCUGGAGCACCUCCAGAGUGAGCCGAGCUGGGAUGUCAAUGAGACUAUCCGACUAGCUGAAGUGCUAGCAAGUCGAGGCGUGGAUGUUCUCGAUGUCUCAAGUGGAGGAAAUGACCCAAGACAGAAGAUUAUCGGUGGACCUGGAUACCAGACGCCGGCUGCUCUGCAGGUGAAGCGAGCCCUUGGCAACCAGCUUCUCGUGGGAACUGUUGGGGCGAUUACCUCCGGUACCCAGGCAAAUGGCCUGUUGAACAGUGGCCUCGAUAUGGCCUUUGUUGGACGGCUGUUCCAAAAGAACCCCGGCCUGGUCUGGCAGUUUGCGGAGGAGCUUGAUGUCGACGUCAAGUCGGCAAAUCAGAUCCAUUGGGGCUUUGCUGGACGUCGAAAGUGA